Messenger RNA from Dentiscutata heterogama, 1797 nucleotides. NCBI's taxonomy places the organism in Eukaryota, Fungi, Glomeromycota, Glomeromycetes, Diversisporales, Gigasporaceae. The record is from the annotation of a GenBank genome assembly.
UAUAUUAAUUUUCCUCCCAUGACAACAACCUAUUUUGAUACGCCUUCCGAAGAAUGGAGCUUCAUCGGUUACUACAAACACCGUCGUAAUGAAAGCAACUUCACCUUUUCUUUCAGGAAGGAGUCGUUUUUACUCAAGAAAUAUCUUGAAUCCCACCAAGAAAAAAUACCAAGGGCCAAACAGUUGGCAGAAGCAUUUAAGAAUCAUCGACAGCAUAAUGAGGAAGUCAACAUUUUCUGGAACGAAAUCGAACAUACGUGUCUAGAGCAGGAAGGAACUUUGCGAACACUACGAUGUCAUGUCAAUAUAAGAAGUAAGACACAAGAUAUGAUGGAGAACAUGGCCGAGGAGACAGUAGAAGAAGCCGAGCUCAAGAAUGCAAGCAAGCGAUUACAUUCCGAGUUCUCGAGAUGUGAACAAAAUGAGGAAGGAUUCUCAACCUCACCAAAUGAGAUCAGAACCUCCAAUAGAAUGUUCCCGAAUGAGAGCCGAUCCACAAUAAGAGAUUCAAAGAUAAUGUUGGAAGCUUUUGAUGAAAAUGUUGCGUCGGAUCUGAAAGAGAAAGCUCAACGAUCUACCACACCUUUUCUGCCGAAAAAACGUGCGCGCAACACACAGCAAGAGGCUGAAAAAGAUGUUACAGAUGAAGAUUUAGCGAAUUCAGUGAUUGAUACCUCCAACACUUUCGGCAAAGUUGAAUUUCCGUCAUAUUAUAGUAAACUUAAAUCUAUCUGGAACAAUCAAGAUGCUACGAACUAUCAUGUUAUCGAUUUAGGGGAUAAAGAUACAUUAUAUCAGGUUCAUGACCUUUUAGAUGAGGAUGAGUUGAAAGCGUUGUUUAAAAGGUUAAUGUUGGAUGAUGAAGAUAUGCACAUAAAUGAAAAGGCACGUAAAUAUAUAGAGCUGUUUGAUCAGAUUAUGGAGGAAGAGAAUUUGGAAGAUAUUUGUGAUGACGAAGUUGUGGACGAAGUAGCUGGCAGUGAUCUUGUAGAUGAAAAUAAUGAAGAGACAAAAAAUAUGGAAGGAGAUAACGAAAAGUUUAACAAAUCAAUUGCUAAAAUGAAGGAAAUCGUGCACCAAUUAGAUGGCUUACCCGAAAAAUAUCACUACCUAUCCAAUACUUUUCCCAUGUCAGCACAAUAUUAUGAUCAAUCUAAAAUGUCUGAUAUGUUUAUUGUUAAGAGCGUAUCUAGUCACCUUGAUACUAUCAUAAAGAUGAAUGGUGCUAUGAAAAAUACCCCUGAACGUACAUGGACAGCUCACCGAAGUAUUUCUACAAAAAUAGAUGUUCAAGAAAAUGGUUUUAAAGCUGAUGGUGUAUUGGAGUUUUUUGAGCGACCCAUGCAAAUUCCAUUGUUUUUGCUCGAGGUAUCGGAAGGUCCCAAUAAUCCGGACCCAGAUAAAAUUAAUGAAGAUAGGCAAAAGUUGAUGAAUGAGGGUGUUUUUGCCAUCAAUAAGUUUAUGACAAGAACGGGACUGCCAACGUGGGAAGUAUGUAGUACAUUGAAGGUUUUCUUGGCUCAAGGAUUUGGUGAUAAUAUUGAAAUUGGUCAAAUGAUAUUUAUUGGACCUGGAUUGUACUUGUUCUCACCAUUUACGAUUCCAGCUCUCGUUAUCUCAACUUCUACUGGUAACUUAGAACAUGUACCUCGACUUAUUCGAACACUCUUAUGUUUACGAUAUAAUGUUCUUAAGGAGGUUAGGAUGUUUAAGAAGUUUGCAAAGGAAGGACAGCAACGUAUCGCGAAACCUAAAAUCAAAUAUCCAACUGGAGUUACACCAGAACGGCCAAAAGCU